Molecule: messenger RNA, 614 nt
Organism: Coffea arabica (coffee)
Lineage: Eukaryota; Viridiplantae; Streptophyta; Magnoliopsida; Gentianales; Rubiaceae
Source: RefSeq, a predicted model, not a curated record
CUUAAGAUGGAGAUUCGACAUAAAAAGUAUCUACCUCCAUAUACUUCCUUCUUACCAAUUAAGGAUGGGAAAUGUUUUCCGGCAACUGAAAAGAAAACUAGAGCCAAAAGAAAAAACAUUCUAGAUUACCUACUAUUCUCGCAGCUGACUUAUAUAGUGCUGUUUGUAAUCCUCAUAUGCAUCACUGAGAGAGAAAAAUUGAAGGAAGAUCCUCUCAACUUCAACUUAUUGAGCAUUGUAGUUGAAGUGAUAAGUGGCUAUGGGAAUGUUGGCUUCUCAAUGGGCUAUAGUUGUGGAAGACAACUUAAACCUAGCAACAAUUGUAAAGAUGCAUCCUAUGGAUUUGCUGGAAAAUGGAGCACCCAAGGAAAGUUCAUUCUCAUCAUUGUCAUGUUCUUCGGAAGGCUCAAGAAAUUUAACACAAAAGGUGGUAAAGCUUGGAGACUUUCAUAGCUUCAAUAAUUUGUAGAUCUUUUAGCUAGCUAGGUGCUCAAUUUAAAAUAGUGUAAAUUGAAGUUAUUCUAUUCUGCUCUUUUUGUGAAACAAUUUCCAUUUUGUAUGCACCAUCUAGACAAGCAAUAUAGUAAAAGAUGUAUCAACAUUAUCUAGGAAAA